This is a messenger RNA of Caenorhabditis sp. 36 PRJEB53466, 648 nucleotides long. The record is from the annotation of a GenBank genome assembly. NCBI's taxonomy places the organism in Eukaryota, Metazoa, Nematoda, Chromadorea, Rhabditida, Rhabditidae.
AUGAGCCACCAGCAUAUGCCGAAGAAUGACGAGGUUUUUGGACAAAGCAUUCCGGAAUUCUGUUUCAAAUAUUUCAAUAGCACCUCAGGUAGUAUUUAAAUGUUAUUUCUACGUAUAUUAAUCGUCUUUUCUGUAGCCAAACUGAUGCUGAGUAACAUUAAUAAGAACAUCAUUCAAGCUAAACAAGAGAUAGGCUUUCAGUUGUACGACGGAGUUUCGUAUCAGGUCAGCAAUAAGGAAUAUAAGUAAAAUAUUUUAUUUUUAUUUUUCAGCAGUUACGGAAGUCAAUCCAGGAACUGGCACGUAUCCGAUAUUCCAAGCACUUAUGCGAUCCCAGAGAGUUCUCUCCUACAGUUCUGUCAGUUCGCCACGAGUUCUCAUGCGAUGAGGUGUGCCAUAUCCUUACACGACAUUGCAAUUUAUUAUAUUCAGAUAUGCCGUUUUUGCGUUCCCGGCAGUAUACCCAUUUGCUUCAUGCGGAACCCGCUCUACUCGUACGUAGGAGUUAAUUGAGCAGUUAAAAUUUGAGAAACAAUUUUUAGGGGUCUUGCCCAAGUUUGUCUUUGCACAUACGAUCUAUGGGAGCCCGUGAACAGAGCGGCUUUCUCACUUCGUCAUGAGAAACGAAUCUUCAGUCGUCGCAUUUAA